Messenger RNA from Bactrocera neohumeralis, 4073 nucleotides. RefSeq lists its product as uncharacterized. The transcript is spliced from 3 exons. Bases 3042 to 4019 code for a protein of 325 amino acids. Lineage: Eukaryota; Metazoa; Arthropoda; Insecta; Diptera; Tephritidae. The record is from RefSeq and is a predicted model, not a curated record.
CUCGGCGGCACUCUAAUAAAUUUUGAUGGUAUCAGUAGAAUAAUUUGAUUAGCGUUUUUUUUUAUAAAAUCAUUAAUUUUAUAAGGCAAAAUACUCAGGCUUUGAAGAAAAGCUACAAAAAGGGGCAAAAUCUGGUCACUUUGUGCAUCAAUAUUCAUAUGUGUGUGUGAAAAGGUGCGCAUGCACGUAACAUCAAUGCAAAACGCAGAAAGCAUUGAAUUGCUGAAUCAUUUGCCAAUUCAUCGCCAAUGGGUUUUUGCGGCGCCCGAGAUCUCCCUGCGAUCACCAAAAGCUGCGGCUAUGAAUGGCAUUUUCUUGCAUUCCUCCAGCCUACAAAGAAUUUAAAUAAUCGAUGCAUUCAAAUAAAGUCACAUUGAGGCUACCGAAAUGUGUUAUCCCGAAUGGCAUAGAGGCAGAGCGUAGGCAUCGGAUUGCUCAAGCAGACAGUUUGGAAGCUCGUGUAUGCAGAUGCCUGCAGAGGGGAACGCGAAACGAGCUUGGCUUGGAAGUAUUUUGACCAAGGUAGAAUGCGCGUGUUGACAGGGCUUUAGCCAUUGUUAUGCUCGCAGUCAGUAUUGCUUAUAUUUUUGUAUAUUAAGAAAAGAAAACAAUUAUACAUAACAUAUGUAUUUGUACGAACAUACAUACACAUAUUUAUACCAACUUAUGUACACUGAUAACUUCAACGUUUACAGCAACCGAAACAAAAAAAUUGAAGCCACCCGUUUACCCCGAUUGCCUUUAGCCUUUUGAGUAUUUUGUCCAUGUGCAUUCUGUAGUACUAGAUUAUAUUUAUAUGGUAUGUAUACAUAUCUCCUUAUUUUGUGAUAAAGGUGUGCCGCCAAACUCCUUUUUAUGUCUUGCUUAGUUAAUGAGAUUCCUGUAUAUACAUACAUAUGUAUGUAUGUAUGUAGGUAGGCGAGCACAACUACAAAUACUUCCACGAUCAACACACCAACAUAAUCUUCAAUUGAAAGCAUACCAUUCGGCGCAAACACGAAUUAUAUUAUUUUGAAACACACCACACGAAAAAUCUCCUGCAUCAAUUAUUAUAUUUUGUUUCAGAUCUACAUAUGUAUGUAUACUUUAAUUUAAUCAUGGUAUAGUUCCAAUACGAGAGGCAAUGCAUUGCCUUUAUAAACAGAAGUGUGAGCUAAAUUUUAAGCCUCUAUUGGUGAUCGCAUUAAUUUACUCUUUUACUAAUUUUAGCUCAACAGAGAAAUUAAGAAAACGAGCAAAUACAGGCAAACAACCAUAAAAGAGCGUGAGACCAGCUCAGCCACUCAAACCCCAAUUGGAUGAUGAUAAGAAGACAUGAUUUGUGCUUGAUCGACUUUUUUCCGAGAAGUCAUCUCAGUAGCUGAGAACGUCUACAGUCUCCACCCACUGGAGUGCUAACACAUUAACAAAAGAAGAUUAAGUGGAUUAAAAACUGGGGCGUAGCGAUAUAAAAUUUUCGUAGGGCUGAAUAACCUUACCAAUAACAACAUUUGAAGAGCAGAAAGAGCUUGAAGAAGUUAAGUCUACGCUAAACACAAAUAACGGCUUUAACGAAAGCACAAUUGGCUGGCGAAUGCAAAAUUACUAAAGAGUUAAGCGAACAGUAAAGAGUUGGCGUUGCUGUGAGUAACCAAAGAUAUCUCAGAGCGUACUGUAAACAUCUCUGAGUCGGUAGGUGCUAUCUCGCAAAUUAUUGGCGUUGUGGAACCUAUUGUAUAUAUACUUAUUUAUACUCGUAUUCUGUUUACAAAUACGUUCACAUAUACACCUGUGUUGUUGCAGCAGUCGAUAAUUCUCCCAGACCUUUUAGCCGCCUUCUGUUUAGAGACAAUUUUUUGAAGCGUAAGCUUUUCUUUCAUUAUAGUGUAGUAUUAGACUUAAUACCUAUGUAUAUACUUAUUUUCGAAUAUCAUAUGUAUAUGUACUUGUACUCGUAUUUGCCAUUGUUUGAGUUGGUAUUUUCCUAAUGAUAGUGGAGAAGAUCGGCAAGCCAACAAAGCGGCGAGUACUCGAACGUAUCCUCGACACAAUUGGACAUUUUCCAGCAGCGAUGUGCAGUGAAGCUUCGAUUCGAACGCAAUUGGAAGGCGGUCGGAGUGUUCACUUCAUUGUCCGAUUGUCUGCCGGUGCGUUUGUUUGAUCGGUGCACGGGAAUAUCGCGUUUGUGCAAACAACUUUGUUGAUAUGGUAUAUGUAGCGGUACUACCGUGUUCAAAAGUUAGCAAAAACUGGAGAGAUUACAAUGUCACUCGGAUAUCUUGCAUUGUGCUUCUUGGUUGGCAAUCGUUAUUAAUUAUUGUGAUUUUUUCGCAUUCAGUGUGCCCUUUGCACUUCUAAAGUGAAGUUACCGCGCGUUACAUUGUUGAAAACCAUCGGCUUGCGAUCAGCAAUCCACGACGGCAUUUCUCAGAGGCUCCGGCAAAGAGUGUUUGAAUAAGUGAUCCGAAUUUCGGGAGGCGCGUUUGACGAAUUGCGAAGCUGCUGUUCGGGAAAACUGCGUUAAAGUUAUGCCUUCAUAAAUGUCGAUAUCAAUUAAAUAAUAUUGAAUAUAAACUUGACUGGUUUUAAUGGCCUUAAGUUUCCCGAUUAAUGCAAAAAUAAAAAAUAAAAAGGUGUGUGUCUAAUUUAUUAUAUUACAUCAACACGUGCAACUCGUUUAAAUCUCUCCUACUUCGGAACACUGCUAGAGUUAUACUGUACAUAUAUUAGCAACCGAAAAUUGGGGUAUUUGAGUUUCUUGGAGCAACUCUUUAUUAUAAGUUAAGGUGGCUGUCUCAGGUAUAGAUGACGCAAACAUUGGUAAUUGUUGGAAUGUCAACCAUUUUUAAUGAGUUCACUAAUAGCCUCACCAGUCACACUGUCCUAGCAGAAACUUUAGACGCUCAUAGAUAUGCAAGUGUGUAUGUAUGUAUAGGCGAUAUGAGUUAUUGAACGAUAUGGUUGCGUUCUGAUUUGCGAGACUUACGAUGCAUGUGGACUAGGAGUGGUUGUGGUAGGGUCGGAGUUACUUAUGUCAAAUAAUCGUUGAGUCAAGUUUCGGUAUGCCAUUGUUGCUAGCAAAUUAUCAAUCGGGUAUUGUUGUUGCUCAAGUGGCAUACGGCAUGUUACUGGAUUACAAUAACAUUUGCGUGAUGAAUAGAAUAAAUGCUGAUGACAAGCACAACCGCAAGUAUCUACUCAAAUUAGCGACAAAUGAUUUGUUGGACGAUGAGAGAAUGUCUUUACCGGCUGUUGGGUCGCGAACAGGGUCUGCCACUGAGACAUUUUCAUAUCAGCAAAACCUUGACCUGUACUGUCAAAAAGAGACACAACAAAUAAACGCUCAAUACAAUUCCGUGGCACCAAGUGGCAGUGGUCCAACACCUCUUCAGUAUUUAAACAAUAUUUUCGGGUUGAAAGCUCCGUCACAAACAGCGUUCGUACACCCAAAUAUCUCGACAGAAGAUGUUUUUAAUUUGAGAAGUUUUCAGUAUUCAAAUGCGACCAGGCAUUUCGAACCCAACCAUUGCGAUAAUCAAGCUCAAGAAAUAUGUAGCAGUAAUGUGCCCCAGAAGCAACCUCGCCUUUCUCUACUGUCAACAGGUAUGCCAGCUGAUCUGUCGAACCAAUUCAAUCAAGCGCCAAUCGGAAUUACCGCUACGUCUGCGUUGAAACGUGAAGGUAAUACGAAUGAUUCAUCAAUGAAUAAGAGUCCGCCGCGCGUAUCUCUAUUGGCAGCGACGCUGAAUGAAAUAACAUACGCUCUACCGAAAGGGCCUGGAGCGACAGCAAACGCGAUCACAACAGCCUCUGUUGCAGCGGAAGUCAAAGCCAGAGACGGAGUCAGCGGAUCAGCGGUAGCUGAAAGUCCAGAAGUGGUAGCAGUUGAGGCGGCAACGACGAAACAGCCGUCAGCGAUUUCCAGUCAAAAUAGCCCAUCCAUGCGCGGCAUGCAAAACAUUAACGAGUCAUCUCUUGGUUUUGGCAUGUCCUUCUGUCCGAGCGAGGAUUCAAUUAGAAGCAGUAUGCAUCAUAUUUAGUUACGAACUUCAGCUCGAAUUCAUUAUAAGCCUUUACAUAAUAAAAAAAAAAAA